AUGGCUGAGCUCGCCGGGGUUGCUGUCCGCUCGCUGUUGGGCGUCAUCCGCGACGAGGCUAAGCUGCUGGGGGGUGUCGGUGGUGAUGUGCAGUUCAUAAAAGAGGAGAUGGAGAGCAUGAACAGCUUCCUCCUGCACCUCGCCAGGAAGACACCCCGCAACGGAGAGCACGAUGUGCAGGUCCGCACGUGGAUGAAGCAGGUCCGUGACCUUGCUCACGACUGCAGCAACUGCAUCGACGUCUACCUACAGCGCGGUGAUCCGGCAGUCUAUCGCGCCAGAGGAAUCCUGCUGGGCUACGUGUGGUGGGUGCCUUGGUUCAUCAAGAAGACAGUCGCUCAGCACCUUGCAGCCACCCAGCUGAGAGACCUCAAGGCCCGGGCGCGUGACGUUGGCGAGCGGAGGCUGAGGUACGGUGUUGAGGGCCCGGCCAAGGCAGACUCCGAUAAGCUGGUGCUGCCGGAGGCAGCGGCGGAGUCAUCACCGUCAUUUCAAGCUGCUGCUGCGGGGAUUGUAGCUGAAGGAGACUAUGACUUGGAAGAAGACUACUACUGGGCGACAAGUGAUGAUCCACGAAGGGAGCAAGCCUUUUCCGAGCCUCGCAUUGUUUUCAAGUGCACCAAAGAGCUAAUGCACUGGCUCAAACACCAACACAUGGGUGACCCAUUCAAAGCCAUCGCCAUUGCAGCACCAGAUGAAGAGGAUGGAAGGGAUAUUAUUAAUCAAGCAUUGCUUCAUAAUUCCAUCAAGGAAAAGUUCGACCACAUCUUCUUUUUAAACGAGAAGAUGUUUAUUUUUGAAGCAGCAACACCUACUGCGGGGGAGAAGGCGUCUUACACUUGCCUGCAAGAACCCUGGGAUUUUCUUGGUGACAUCCUGAAGGAGCUGGAAGGGGAAGCCGACGAAUCGGUGGAAGAAUUUGGCGAGGAAGAAGUCAACGAGAAGAUUGGGAAGAUCGAGGAGAAGAUCGAAGAGUACCUGGAAAAAGCUGGUAAUAAAGGUUACCGGGUUGAACCCUUAGGAGUACUCUGUGGCAUCUUGCGGGUGCUGCUCCAGGACGCCACUGCUGGUGAGGAUCCAAAUCAAACCGAGGAACAGAUCCUUAACGAGACAGCGGAUAAGAUGAAAAACUAUCUUGAAUCAGGGGGUGCAAUGGAUUCCUGCAGGAUCGGCGUUGAGCAUUCCCAAUACAUAGCCAUCCUGCAGGAGCUGCUUCCGAAUCAGGCCACCACACUGGCAAAGGCAGCCACAAAUAAACUGGCUGGCGAGGAUUAUAUCGUGAAGAAUAUUAAAGACAUCACGCUGAAAAUUCAAGUGCAUAUCACGCCGGAGCUCCUGCCAGUGUCACUUCACCAGCAAGAUAAAUCAGUGGAAGAAUCAGGCCAAGACCACCUGUCGCUGCCAUGGGGCGAGGAGGACUGCAGGAAGAGGAUUGAACAAGUCCUAGAGAAGAUCAAAGAGCAUCUGUUGAUUCAAGAAACCGUGGGGAGGGUUAGAGAGUAUCUGAAGGAUACAAGGACGCUGGUCAUUCUCCACGAUGCCUCUGGCUACAAAUGGGAUGAGACCGCAGAGGCCUUGCAAAAUUUGGGUUGCAGUUCAAUGGCAGUGAUAGUUACCACAAAAUACAUGCAGGGCUCCAAGGACUUCUGCUAUGGGACGGAACCCAUCGUGUACUCUUCUAUUGAAUACUACCACAAAACAGCGCUCCAACUUACAAAUCGGCGUGUGAAUGACGACGAGAAGUACAGUGCUGAAAUCUUCCAUGAGAUCUUGGAGAAAUGUAGGGUGGAUGAGUUCAGCCUGAAUAUGUUCAUCCAUGCUCUAUUUGCCAAUCCAAUGAGGAGCAGAGAAGAACUGGGCAAGCUGAGCAACAGCCUCGUGUUUGGAGGUUCUGCGAAAACUAGUACGAAUGGCUACAAGAUGAUCAAGUUCUCCUACAGCGAUCUGCCUAGGGAAUACAAGACAUGUUUGCUAUAUCUAGCCAUCUUCCAUGAAGGUGAGAAGAUAAACCGUACAAGGUUAAUUGGGCGGUGGGUUGCGGAAGGACUGAUAACUAGACAAGACUGGUCCAGUUCAGUAAGCCAGGCUGAGCAUUGUUUGGAGGUACUUGCCGAUCUAUGGCUUGUUUGUCCUUGUGAUGUUGGUGCUGCAGGGAAGGUCAAGAGCAUUACAGUGCAUCAACAAGUGUACAACUUCAUCACCAUGAUGGCCAGGAAAGUACACAUUCUGGACACACGCCUGUCUCGGCACCUGGCUCGCCACUUCUCCAUUCUCAGCAACAUCAGGCUCCGUCCCUCAGAUAGCAUCCUCGACUUCUUGAAGCAACCAUCCCGUGCAUCAUCUCAGUUGAAGCUCGUCAAGGUCCUGGAUCUGGAAGGAUGUGCAUCCCUGGGAGAUAACCAACGCUGGCUCAAGAACAUCUGCACCUCGUUAAUACUGCUCAAGUAUCUGAGCCUAAGGAACACAGAUGUCACUCAGCUGCCCAAGGAGAUCAACAUGCUCCAGCAGCUGGAGGUGUUGGACAUCCGGGACACUCCAAUAAAUGCCUCCGCCAUAAAACACCUCAUGCUGCUGAAGCUGAAGCGUCUGCUGGCUGGUCACACUGAUGAUGCUAGCAUACUUUCCACUGUCCAGAUGCCUCACAAGGUCAGAAAAAUGACAGACCUGGAAGUGCUGUCCCAUGUAGAGGCUUCAAAACAUCAUGCUACAGAGCUGAGAGAGAUUGGCCAGCUAUGGCAGCUGAGGGUGCUUGGUGUGGUCAUUUAUGAUUGGAAACCUCAACUUGAGAACUUACUCCAAGGGAUCAGCAAUCUGAAUGAGUGCCUUAAGUCAUUGUCCAUCGAGAUCAGGCCUCCGCCUGCCAGCCAGGGUGCUACUCCUCCUGACGUACCUGCAACCAAUGCUAUGAGCGCACACUGUAAGAACACACCCAAGCUUCUUGAAAGCCUGAGCAUCAGUGGAGUCACAAAGUAUGGGCGUCUUCACCCAUUGUUCACCAGAGGCUGCCACAAACUUGCCAAGGUAACUCUUCAUAACACCUUCUUGGACCAGGAUGAUAUGGAAUCCCUCGCACAUUUGCCCAACCUACGCGGCCUCAGGCUCCGGCACAUUAAUUUACACACUGAGGGCAAGCUUAUAAUCCAGACCAAUGGGUUCCAAAAUCUCAAAUAUCUUACUAUUGAGGGGGGUGGCAUCACAGACAUCAACUUCGAACAAGGAGAAGUUCCUAAGCUUGAAAAGAUCGUCUGGCUCAUCGAUGUGAUAGAGUCUCUCUCAGGAAUCAACAACCUUCCCAAGUUGAAGAAAUGGUGUUCAGUGGUGCGGUCAGGCUACCAAAUCAGGUGA
Messenger RNA from Triticum turgidum subsp. durum (durum wheat), 3345 nucleotides. The record is from the annotation of a GenBank genome assembly. NCBI's taxonomy places the organism in Eukaryota, Viridiplantae, Streptophyta, Magnoliopsida, Poales, Poaceae.